Messenger RNA from Glossina fuscipes, 3194 nucleotides. It is a transcript of the gene DCP2, whose product is annotated as hybrid signal transduction histidine kinase A. Lineage: Eukaryota; Metazoa; Arthropoda; Insecta; Diptera; Glossinidae. Gene Ontology annotation, biological process: deadenylation-dependent decapping of nuclear-transcribed mRNA; nuclear-transcribed mRNA catabolic process, nonsense-mediated decay. Gene Ontology annotation, molecular function: manganese ion binding; RNA binding; 5'-(N(7)-methylguanosine 5'-triphospho)-[mRNA] hydrolase activity. The transcript is spliced from 5 exons. Gene Ontology annotation, cellular component: cytoplasm; P-body. Bases 114 to 3089 code for a protein of 991 amino acids. The record is from RefSeq and is a predicted model, not a curated record.
AUUCAUUAAAUUUAUGUGGAGAAAUUAUAAAAAAAAUUGAUUGAUAAUUGGAAAGAAACAACAAAUUUUGUGAAAAGCAGUAAGAGUGGCAACAAGAACAACGUUCAAACAAUAUGGAAAUUGCCUUAAAUUCGGAUUAUCCAGGAGGUUUUAAAACUGAAGAUGUGACAACAGAAGCAAUACCAUUAUCAACCACACUAUCAUGCCAAACAUCGGCAACACCGAACUCGAAAGCAUUGGCGAUAUCAACCACAACCUUACAAGAGCCUCAUCUGCAACAUCAGUCAUCAACCGCAAAUAAAUUUACUUUCACAACAGCUGGAUUACAAGCAUUGGUUUCGGCCAAUAUAUGCGAAGAAGAGCAGCAGCGGCCAGCAACGCAAGCAACAUACACUAUCUUCAGUUCAAAAGAUGCCGGCAGAGCUUUACUGGAAGCCUUAUCGAUUAAAACCAAUAACAAAACCAAAAACAAUCAGCCACAAACACCACAACAGCAAACCAAUGGUACUGGACCCACCAGCUGUAACAAGUAUAAUUUUCAAAUUCCGUCCGAUAUACUCGAUGAUCUGGCUAGUCGUUUUAUUAUUAACGUGCCAGAUAUGGAAUUAAAUAAUUUAAUAAGGAUUUGCUUUCAAAUUGAACUGGCUCAUUGGUUCUAUUUAGAUUUCUUUUGUGCUUCCGAGGAGGAGAAAAAGAUGCAACCGUGUGGCAUGAAACAGUUUGCUAUGCAAUUAUUUGAGCAUAUACCAUUCCUACGCCAACAUUUAUCAUCGAUUGAUAAAAUAUUGGAAGAUUGGAAGAAUUAUAAAUUAUCCGUGCCCACCUAUGGAGCCAUACUAAUAUCAGAAGAUCUCAAUUAUUGUUUACUAGUGCAAUCAUAUUUUGCCAAAAGUUCUUGGGGCUUUCCCAAAGGAAAAGUCAACGAGAAUGAAGAUCCGGUACAUUGUGCCACUAGAGAGGUAUUCGAAGAAACAGGUUACGAUAUCACCGAAUUAAUUGUACCCAAUGAUUUUAUUGAGGCUGUUAUCAAUUAUCAAUACACACGCUUGUACAUCGUGAGCGAUGUUUCGUUAGAAACGAAAUUCUCGCCGCGGACACGCAAUGAGAUUAAAUGCUGUGAUUGGUUUCCGAUUGAUUCAUUGCCAGUCAAUAAAAAUGAUGCCAUAUCAAAAGCCAAAUUGGGCAUAAAUGCCAAUUCAUUUUUUAUGAUUAUGCCAUUUGUAAAGCGGCUCAAGAAAUGGGUUAACGAUAAACGCAACGGCGUAGAAACUAGACGCAAAUAUUCAGGCGGAAAUAGUGGUGGCGCAGGAGGCAUUUCGUCCGCUUCAACAUCUCCAUUAACUACUGCCGUUAACGGUGGUGGGCAAAACCAAAAAUCCAAUCAUAGUUCUAAAAAACAAAGAUAUCAACGUAAUAAUAAUAAUAAUAAUAAUAAUAGUAAUAAUAAUAAUAAUAAUAAUAAUAAUAAUAGUAACAGUAACAACAACAAUCACAAUAAUAAUAAUAUAAAUGAUGAGAAUAAUGCCUUAAAUAAUGGUGCUUUAUUGCAAGGGGCAUCAACAUACUCAACGUCCUCGUCCACUUCCUCCUCCUCAUGUACUAAUACUGCAAUAACAAUCAUUACUCGUAAUCAUACAUAUAAUGGCAACAACUACAACAAUAACAACAAUAAUAAUCAUACAGGCUGUACAAAUAAUAAUUAUAAUGCCUGUGGUAGAAAUUCGAAUGCAACCUUUUCAUCGGGAACAAAUCGUUCUAAAAGACAACGCCAUAAAUCCAUGGGUGAUUUAGAUGGUAUUAGAUUAAUUAAUAAUUUUAGUAAUUAUCAAAAUCAAAGUAACUGUAAGUUAAAAAACAAUAGCAGCAAUAGUGCAGCAAUUGCUGCAACUACACCAUUGACAGGUUCUUGUACAACAAAUUCAACAACGACGACCCCAACGAUUUAUAACGUUGGCAAUGGGAACGGUAAUGGUAACCAGCAGAAGAAUCAUUUAUCGAAAACUUUUGCUCACAGCAAUAAUGCACAAAACGGCGUUGGCAAUUGUAAUAGUGCUAGUAACAAUUCUACAGCAACUACAAAACGUCAAUUGUUCCAUAGCCAAAGUCAAAAUGGCAAUAUACAGCACCAACAACAACAAGGUGGUGGUGAGAAGAUAAUAAGUUCAUUUGAUUUGAUACGACGGGAGAAGCAACAGAUGAAAGCUGCCUUCGCUAAAGCUCAAAAACAGCAACAAAAUCAUAGUGUUGGUGGCGGUGGCGGCUUUGGUCGUGUGAGAGCUAAAUCACAAAGUGACAAAUUAUGUAAUACGAAUACUAAUAAUAAUAAUAAUAACAAUAACAAUAAUAAUAAUAAUAAUAAUAAUAACAAUAAUAAUAAUAAUAACAGCUGUAAAAACGGUAAAUGUUCAAGUCAUUUGGGAUACACCAAUAAUGGCAAUAAUAGUGGCAGUAGCAUGCAACGUCUACAAAAACAAAAAUCUAUGAUUGUAACUAAUAGCAACAACCAAAGUCAAAAUAACAAAAACAAUCAUCGUUUAAGCAAUAAUAAUAACGGUGGAGGUUGCGGCAGUAAUGGAAAUAAUUAUAACUACAAUAGUUAUAAGACGUGUACGCCACCUGCUCUCAGUGGAGUCGAUUUACUGGCUUUAGCUGCUACUGCAGCAUCAAGUGUGACUAGUGCGUCACUGAAAAAUUCUACUACUAGUAGUUAUCAGCAUAAGCAAAUCCAGACUAAUUUAAGCGGUAAGCCGAGCACUUUCAAUUCGACCAAGACGACAAAAAAUCAAAAGCUUCGACCCUCAUCAGUAUCAAUGCAUUUGACUGAAAAUGAUGUUCGAUAUACUAAUAGCAACAACAAGAACAACACCCAUCCACAAAACCAUAUCAAAAGGGAAUUAUCCGACUUAACUGCCGGCAUGCCACAAUUGCAGAAUCUGACUUCAGGCACUAAUUUGCGCAUAUUAAAACGUUCCACUUCGCAUCAAUCCACUGUCCAGCAACAGAGACCAAUUAUGCAGUUCACGCCCAAUUUUAAUUCAUGGACUAAUUUUACAUUUACCAAAAAUUUCAUAGCCAACGUCUUUUGUUAAAGAAGGGUCUCAGCAAACACAUCAGUCCAAGCAAUGAAAUUCAAAUUCAUGCAUUGUGAGUUUUCCUAUUUUGAUUUAAAUAUUUUUCUUUUUUUCCCUCUACAA